UAGCAUAAGUGAGUUUGCUGUAUAAUCUAUAGUGCAACCAUUCUCAGUAUACCAAUAGAACACACAGCAUUUAAUAUAUACAUCGCAUUGUGCUAAUAUAAACAUGUAUGGUAAUGUGGAAUUCCCAGCCCUGGAAGGAAACCAGAACUUGUCCAUGAAGAAGCAAAGGAAAAUGUCAGAGGAGAGUAAUGUAUACCUUCAGGAGGAGAGCAUAUAUGAACCAGUGGGGGAGAGAGAAAAAUCUCAGGAUACCAGGUGGAAAUUGCCAAACUUCAAAAGCUGCGGAUCAGAGUCAGGACAUUCCUGGAGACAGUAUUCAACAGAAACAGGAAGGUUACCAAGACUGAAGAUUGUCUUUAGCGUUGUGUUUUUUUUCUUGGUGUUGCUGAUUCUGUCUCUCUGUGGGCUGGGAGCCGGACUGGCUAAAUAUUACGCUAUGACUGCUGAAAUAGAGACUCUAAGGAAGGAACAGAAGAUAGUAGACUCUCUUGGCUCUUUCCUUUUAUAUAAUGAAGACCGCAAAAAGUGUGCAGAUAUACGUUUUUCAUCUUUAUCAUCACAUCAGCUCGAGAUGACAGCCUCCAUCUGCUCCUCUGAUUCCCCCUCCCAGUUAUUUCGUUGGUUCCCAGGUGGAAAGCUACUGAACAUAAAAGCAAGACAAUGUGUUGGUGUCAAGGGAACUCCCCGAUCUCUUAUUCCCUUGAUAAUAUUGCCAUGUGAUUCCCAAAAUGUGUUAAGCUGGGUCUGUACUAAUGAAACCCUUCUGGGAAUUAAGCAACAGAGCCUUUACUUCAACUACGGAAACAAUCCACAGGGCGCAGUCAUUCUGUAUGGGGGUAAUGGCUCCUGGAGUCGCUGGAAAUCCCGGGAUAUUGAUGGGAAGUUGCAGGCUGGAGGAGUUUGUGCCCAAACAUGCAGGCACUGAUAUAUGAAUUGUACUAGUGCUGACAGUUCUAGCUACCAGUACAGGAUUGAGGCAAGGUGUUGGCUGUGAAAAUAAAUUUGUAUCUGUAACUCUCAGGAGUUAAUUAUUAUUCCACCGUAUUAUUUUGUUUUAUCAAAACAGACUGAUCUAUUAGAAAACUAGCCUGUGAAUGUAUGUGCAAAGUAAAUCCCAUAAAAGAGAGCAAGACAGGAAAGACAUGUAACGUGGACGCAGCUUGUAUUUUUUGCAGCUUUUUUUGUGAGCUUAAGAAUUAUUAGUUACAGCACAUUCAAAUUGAAUUGUUUAUUUAGAGAGUCACUUUUUUACAUAUGUGUCACACAUUCACUAAUCUCAGGCAGCAGGGGAGCAUGUAUGUAAAACUUCCCUCUAUCCCCACUUUAAUACACUAAACGUUAACCUCUACCCUAACAUUCUACACUAACAGGGUUAUGCAGUAAAGUGAGAAUUGCUGAAAAUUUUAACUGGGUUAUUCACUAAAAUAACAGGGCUAGUAACUAAAGUCUAAAUGGCCCUGUAUUGAAUUGGGCAAAACCAUCAAUUAUUGUACGUGGCCAUCCUGACUGCAAAAUCUGGACAAUGUUCACGCUAUUUAGCAACGUCUCGAUUUUGAACAGCAGGUGCAGAAUGAGCCUGAAAUUGGUCCAUAUUUAGUCAGACGGAUCUCUGCAGUACACCAGAAAUCAGGGAGUUAGAUUGUUAAAACUCAGGCCCAUACGCUUAAAAUCCAGACCAGAUUUUAAAAAUACGGAC
Molecule: messenger RNA, 1696 nt
Organism: Pelobates fuscus (common spadefoot toad)
Lineage: Eukaryota; Metazoa; Chordata; Amphibia; Anura; Pelobatidae
Exons: 5
Coding region: 104-925 (273 amino acids)
Source: RefSeq, a predicted model, not a curated record